AUGGAGGGAGAAGCAGAGGAAUCGGACGAGGAUGCUCAGGUGCAGGACAAGCCCACUGUGCUUUGGGAGAAGUGCAUUCGGCAGAGCAUCUUUGUUGACCUGAGUGAGGAUGAAAGUCUCCACCUCAGUGAUUUGGAACAUUCUUUAGCCUUACGUCUGUCCCAGGCAGAGUCUGCUGCCUCCGAGGCAAGCAUCCAUCUCAGUGGGAGUGCGGAGCUGUCGGCCUUGGAUGUCACCUCUUCAGAGUCCAGUAUUGUCAUCAGCAGUCAGAGUGAGAUGGUGGUCGAGAGCAAGCCCAAGAGCAGCGUGUUGCAUGUGUCCGCCCAAAGACCAAACACCAUUCAAGAUGAGCCACCAUUAAAGCAUGAGGGCCCCGCACAAGAUACUAGUGACGAGGAGCAGGAGGACCUCCCUUUUGAUUGUGACCUAGGUAGCCCCUACUUCAACCAAACAGCGACCUCUGAGGGCGACACAAGCUCUGAUGGAAGAGAAACGAUUCAUGCGAGUCCUGAUGUUACUGGUGUGCUUGAAUGUAAGACAAGAGAUAGAGAUGAUAUUAUUCAACGCUUGCUUUCUGCUGAGCGUCAUGCUGAGAAACCAGCAACUUUGUCACAAGAGGAUGCCAACACCAAACGGGACAACCUUUUCGAUGCUUCCAAGCCAAGGAAGGUUGCCCCAUCAUGCCCUUGUCCUUUUGACCUUAACCAGUUGUUGCUGCGACACUUCUCCCAGGAGGAGCUGCUGCGACCCUGUAGGCUGAUCGAGGCGGAGACCCUGCCAGAGGUGUCCCUAUUGGAGAGCGGGGAUGACACUGUUUUCAGCUGUGCUCCAACACACAACAGCUCAACGAUUAAUAGCAACCACUCCGACAGCCCUGCUUGUAAUUCUGAGAUUAAUCAGAGUUUCUGCUCUGACAGGACUGAUGAGAAAAGUGCAUCAGGAAAACCAUCUAGUUUAGAGGACGAAGCAGAAAGGGAAAUUGCUACUGUCACCUCUGCCACUUCUGACAGCAUUACAUCCAGCUCUGCAAGUAAACAUUCAGACCAGGGCAGUGGGGAUACAAGCGCCCUAGAUGUAGAGAAGCGGGAACAGGCCGAAGAGGAUGAACAGGUUCAGAGAGUCCCACUUGUGCGCACCAGGUCCUUCAGUGAGAUGAAGUAUGGUCAAGGUCAAGUCCAUUACCCACUCCCUGACUUCUCCAAGGUUGCCCCCAAGGUCAAAAUCCCCAAAACUCCAAAUGGACCAGCCAGACCUGUUCCUCAGAGCCCCGGCACCAUGCACAGAGCACAGUCCUCUCCAGAGAUGUUAGAGGUGGUCAGCAGAGUCCUAGAGGAUUCAGUCCAGCCUUCAGUGAAGCCCUAUGUCUUCAAAGAUGAGGACAAACAGCCUGCUCCAGCACUGGUGUAUCACCUGCAGGCUGAAUAUGAUAAAUUACUAACCAAAUAUGCUGAAGCAGAGAACCUUAUAGAUCAAAUGAGAACAGGAACCAACGCUCAACCCUCCUCAGAAUUGAUGCUUCAUUUCGAGUGUGAUGAAGAUCAUCAGGGUAACUUAGUUGAGAGAGGCCAUCUUGGAUCCGUGGCUUCUCACCUUCCCCCAUCAGAAAAACCCCGGAGCAACAAUCAAGUGAUGAACACAACAUCCUCCAGCCAGCCGGAGGAAGGUCCUAGUGAUGGUGAAAGAAUGACUGCACAGCUGAUAGAUAUCAUCAGCCAGUUCAUGCAGAAGGUGGAAGAAUUUAAAUUAAGUGUGAGCAUCAUGUCAGUGAGCACAGCAGAACAGCAAAUGAUGUUGAGGAGCAUUAUGGAGGCUCAGGACCAACUGGAAAGAGAGUACAUCAGUAAGAAGGAACAGCACCGAGCUCUGGAGAUGCAACACUACAUGGGCCUGUCCAGGAAAACAGGCAUCUUUGACCCAAACAGGCAGGUGGAGGGAGACAUAUUCAGGAUAGGAAUGCGACUUGAGGACAUAAAGGAGAUGAUAGACAAAAAUGUGUGUGAGCAGAUUUCUCCACCCCAUUCAUGCUCCACUCCCACGCCCAUGAGAGAAAGGCUGCAAAUUAAGCUGAGUCCUCUCUGCAUGCCAUCACCCUCACCUCCACCAUCCCUGCAUGAGGGCCCAAGUGCAGGUUUUUCCACUGUGGGUUAUAAGAUGGACACACAGAAAGAGGAAGGAAAAGAGGAGGAAGUCGAGGAGGCCAGUGAAGUCCAUGGAGAUCUGGGUUUCCAGCAAAGCAGUGAACUCAUAACAACUGACUCUUUGAAAAAUACUGGACACAACUACUGCUAUUUAAGGGGCUCACUGGUCUCUCUGGGAGGACAAGACAUCCAGACAACGGAAGCUGAAGAGGAGAGGAGCUCUUCUGUCUCCUCAGAGGUGAUAGAUCACAGCAGCAUCUUAGCAUACUUGAGUGGAAGCAGCUCAUCCUCUAGACAGAGGGAGUGGACACGCGACAGCCGUAGCACCCUGGAUAGUGUCUUGAACACAGUGGGUGAAUGUGAUCUGGGUGAUCGUGUGAGUCUGGCUGUGGAGGUCUCAGACAGCCACAUUCUCUCAGAGCCUCCUCUCAACACCUCAUCUCUAUCACAGAGGCGUGUGAGUCCAGAGACCGACAGUGGAUUUGGGAGCUCCUACUUGAAUCAAUCAGCCUCUGGACCGUUUCAACCAAAUCUGCUCACAGAAAGAGGGCCGACCCAGGAUGAUGGUUUAAGUAGCUCAGAGAGCGAAGGCUCCCGCUCCAACCUGCAGACAGCCAUCCAGUCAGCCUCACUCACUAGCCAGCGAUGGGCCAGUCCCUCCCCAUCCGUCCAAACACAGUCCUGUGGUGCAGCAGCAGCAGUGGAGCGGUGGGUGGAGAGCACCACUAAGGAGCCUUCAGUCAGGCUGCAGGGAGCUGAACGCAGCCUGCCUGCCCAGCUCCAUCACCACGUAUCUGAACCCGUACUUAGCCCUACCAUGGAUACAGAAGAGAGAGGCUGUCCACUGUACUCCUGCUCAUGUAAUAGUGAGACUAUCCUGGCCUUGCAGUCAGAGGUAUCCCGACUGAAGAAGGACUUGGAUGAGGGCUUGGUCCAGUUGCCUCACCUAGCACUGAAAAUGGACUAUCUCACCUCUAAAUACAAACAGGAUCAUCAAGAGCGCAGGUCUAAAACCAAACCGCGGACCCACUACAGACCAGCCUCCAACAGUGUGUGGAAGCCAUCGAGUAGCACACAGAAUGUGAGCAAUCUCAGUCCCAGUCAGAUGAGGAUAGAGGACUGGAUCUCUUCGGACAUGGACCCCAGCAAGAGUAAAGGUACAGACAACGGUGACACAGCUGGCUCGGAGAUCAUGUUGCUGUUCCACAAUUCACCUGCAGAGAGCAGGAGAAGCAGUGUGCACUCUGCACCUGAGUUUCAAUAUAAACUUCAUGAGGCGCUGCAGUCCAACAGAGGGUCAGAGGGAAAUGGCUCAGUGAAAACAUCUGGUCUGACCAGCUCCAUUUCAAAAGAAGGAAAGGCGUCUGACAGCCAUGCGAAGCAGAGACCACAAACAGCCAUCAUGGAGAGUUUUUACUCCAAAGAGAGGUGGUCUCUUUUCCCCUCUCCGUCUCUUCAGAAGCCCCUGCUCCAGGUCAGCUACGGCUCCUCCAGCAGCCUGCCUGCAAGCUAUAAAGUGAGGGAGCCACCUCUGCGGUCCAUGACCCAUCACAGAAAGCGCUCCACCCAGUCUGACACGGCUCUCCUGCCCAGUAAUGUGUACUUCCAGCGGACACCGUCUCCAGCAUCAGGGCCCUCAAAGACUGGCAGCCGGUCAGGCAGAUGCAGAGGGACCAAGGAGGUGGAGAUGAACAGGACUCUCGACCAGGCCAUUGAGGUGGCCCGCAGCAUGAAGAGGACCACCGACCGAAUGGCCACGAGACUGUCGGCUGACCUGGCUGAGGCUCAUCUUCACCGGAGAGUACACAGCAUGCAGCCACAAGGAGGCAGGAAACCCCAUUAUAAGGAUGAGUUCACUCUGUAG
Messenger RNA from Cyclopterus lumpus (lumpfish), 4002 nucleotides. It is a transcript of the gene aknad1, whose product is annotated as microtubule organization protein AKNA. Bases 1 to 4002 code for a protein of 1333 amino acids. The record is from RefSeq and is a predicted model, not a curated record. The transcript is spliced from 21 exons. NCBI's taxonomy places the organism in Eukaryota, Metazoa, Chordata, Actinopteri, Perciformes, Cyclopteridae.